Messenger RNA from Vanessa tameamea, 1722 nucleotides. RefSeq lists its product as uncharacterized. Gene Ontology annotation, molecular function: NADH pyrophosphatase activity; NAD binding; ADP-ribose diphosphatase activity. The record is from RefSeq and is a predicted model, not a curated record. Lineage: Eukaryota; Metazoa; Arthropoda; Insecta; Lepidoptera; Nymphalidae. The coding region runs from base 129 to 917 and encodes 262 amino acids. The transcript is spliced from 5 exons.
AUUAUAUUGACAUUGACAUAUUUAUUUGUGUUGAAUUUUCAAUUGUUGACAUUUGUCAUUUGACAUCCCGAUGAUAAGUGAUAACUUAUUGUGAUAACAAUUUAGAAAUUGUGCAAAAAAAAAUAAAAAUGUCAUCCAAAACAUUCCAAGGUGUUGUGGAUAGAUAUAAUGGGGUAACCGUGGACUCUCACGAAGAACCAUGUGAUCCAAAUCAAUUUUUAAAUCAGUUGUUAGCUUCUAUAAAGGAAUGGGAAGAAGAAAAUAGAAGAUGCAUUUGGUUUAAGAUUUACAUCAAUGAUGCAGCCCUAAUACCAAUUCUUGCAAAUGAGGGCUUCAACUUCCAUCACUCAAGAAAUGAUUUUGUUAUGAUGUACAAGUGGUUACCAAAAAACAGUACAGCUAACUUACCACCAGCUUGUCAUACAAAUCUAGGAGUUGGAGGUUUAGUUUUGAAUGACAAGAACGAAAUGCUUGUAGUGACAGAAAAGCAUUUUGAAUAUCCCCAUUGGAAACUCCCUGGAGGAUAUGUUGAAAGAGGUGAAGACAUCAAGGAUGCAGCCAUACGAGAGGUGAAGGAAGAAACUGGUAUUGAUGCCAUUUUUGAAUCAAUGGUCACCUUGAGACACACCCACAAUGCAAUGUUUGGCAAUUCAGAUAUUUAUGUUGUAGUUUUAUUAACAGCUACCUCAACAACAAUAACAAAAUCAGAGUUGGAAAUAAAAGAUUGUAAAUGGAUGAGUGUAGAUGAGUUUUUAAAUCAUCCACAUGCUCAUGAAUUUAAUAAAUUUAUUGUUAACCAAGCACUUGAUUUAAAGGAAAGAGGAAUUAAAUUCAAUCUUCAAAAGAGUAAUAUUACUGUUGGGACGUGGUCAAGAGCUAUCACCUCACUUACCAUAGAAAAUAUUUCAAAAAUUUAAAACAUUUUACAAUUUUUAUUAAACAUACUAAGAAGAGUAAUUUAAAAUUUUAAGUAAUUUGCUACCUCAAUAAAAAUAUUCGCAAUUAUAUUAUAUGAAAUGUAAAUGGUUACAAAUAUACAGUAAUUUACUUUUAUUUAAAAUGUAAGUGUUGUAAAUAUCGUAAAAUGUUAGAGGUGAUUCUAAUUAUAUAGUAUCUUAUUUAAUAAAAAUUAACAAUUUGUUGGCUUCUAAAAGAAUCGACAAUGAACUGUGAUCAUAUAUUUGUAAUAACUCCUGCUUGUUAAUACUAGAUGACUAUAAAAAUUAAAAUAUUUAAUUGUCUUUUUUUUGUGACAACUAUAUCAUUAGAUAAAGCAAGAACUUAAUAAUCAGCAAAAAAAUUGUUAAUGUUGACAUGUUAUUAAUUAUUUAUUUACAAAAUGUACAAUUCUAACACAGGACACAUACCUAUAUUAUUAUUUUGUACUUUUGUAAUUACUUAAUACCAAAUAUGGGUAAUUCUGUUUUUAUGAUGAAAAACAAAGUGAAAUUUUAACAUUUAUUAUAAAGGCAGCUAUCAACCUGUAACUAGGCUAUCUGAUAGUAAAUGGGCUGCUUAUAGACAUUGACAUUGUAAGAAUUGUUAAAAAUUCCUUAUAUCACUAAUGCACCAGUAACUUUGGAAACUAAGAUAUCAUGUCUCUUGUGUCUGUAGUUACACUGGUUUACUCACCCUUCAAACUGGAACACAACCAUACUAAGUAUCUAUUGUGUAGGUGGUAUCUACUCAGACAGGCUUGCAAAAUUCUACCUUUAUUUAUUA